AUGCAAACCGAUGUGAACCAAGAUCUCGCACCUCAAGACUUACCAACAACCGCUUUUUUGGAUCAAGUCUUAACAGAAAUUGAAUCCAAUAGUCCUUUAAAUCUUGUUCCUGUAACUGAUGUCAUUCGGCAAGUUUUCGUGACGCGUGUUUCGUUUAUAGAACGUAAAUGUAUGAAAACUUGGUUAUUUUCACGGCUUGUAAAGCUGGGUGUAUCCCCAUUUUAUCUCUUUAUUAUUCUUAUUAUAAUUUCAAGUUUAACGAUGAGGCACAUGUACAAAAAUUCGGUCUAUCUCCUUUGUAAUUUAGUUGGUGUGGUUUAUCCUGCUUAUCGUUCAAUCAAAGUCAUUCAUCAACUACCUUCAAAUGAAAAUGAAUUAAUUGAAGAACAAAAACAGUGGUUAACUUAUUGGACUGUUUAUGGAUGGCUUCAAAUAGCCGAUUAUUGGUCAACUAGACUUCUUAGCUUGUUACCGGGUUAUAAUUUUUUCAAAUUAAUAUUUCUAUACUGGGCUCAAAAUGAUCAAUCAAAAGGUGCUACUUUACUUUUUGAACACGUUUUGCGACCAUUGUUACGUAAACCACAACCUAAAUUAAAUACGACUGUCCAAAAGCAACAAGCAACAAAGUGGCAACAAAGUGAUCAAAAACGAUUUGUCAAUAUGGAUGAUAAUUCCUCAGCUUCUUCAAAAGUUGCUUAUAAAAAUGACCUUUCGCCUGAAGAAAUUUGGAGUCGCAAUCCAGGAGAGCGUGAAAGCGAGGUUCAACCAUAUCGUUUAAAUCAUGCUACUUGA
Molecule: messenger RNA, 792 nt
Organism: Cetraspora pellucida
Lineage: Eukaryota; Fungi; Glomeromycota; Glomeromycetes; Diversisporales; Gigasporaceae
Source: the annotation of a GenBank genome assembly